Molecule: messenger RNA, 771 nt
Organism: Sphaeroforma arctica JP610
Lineage: Eukaryota; Ichthyosporea; Ichthyophonida
Exons: 2
Coding region: 91-573 (160 amino acids)
Biological process (GO): positive regulation of translational elongation; positive regulation of translational termination
Molecular function (GO): ribosome binding; translation elongation factor activity; RNA binding
Source: RefSeq, a predicted model, not a curated record
UAAAGGCACGAUGAAUAUGUGACUACAGUCAAAUAUCCCGAAACACAACCAGUGUUGUAAUACUUAAAUACACCGUGUCUAACCUUCAGUAUGAGCGGCGAUGAGGACUACUUCGACUUACCAGUGCAAGCCCUCUCAUUGACUGGAAAAGGUGCACCUAAAUACAUCAUGCUGUGCGAGAUGCCUGUGAAACUAAGUGAAGCUAGGCUCAAGAAGAAGGCGACGAAUAAAGGCAACGAUCGAGUUGAGUUGAAAGGAUUGCAUAUCUGGACGCAAAAGAAGUACGAGGAUACUUUGAGAGGUGAUACACAGGUGGCGGUGUUGAAUACAAGUACCAGCGACUUUACCGUCAUAGACGUAGAUGAGCGAGAGGCGAGCGUAUCUCUCAUGGACGCCCAUGGCGAUACCAAAGACGAUGUGGAUAUGAGCAAGGAGGAGAACGGCACGUGGACAAGUAUUAGCGCUGAGCUGAUAGAGCGCUUUGGUAAAGGAGAGGAGUUGGUCUGUACUGUGUUCAGUGCGAUGGGUAAGGAUGUGGUGGUGGGGGUUAAGGCUGAGGAGGCGGAGGGGUGAACGUGCAGCUGUGAUAAAAAUAAGUGUAUAACGAAUUGUGUUGGUCUGUGAGACGUCUUGUUGUACUUGAUGGGAGAGAGGUUACGGUAUAGGGCAAGGAACGUAUUAGCGCAUACUAAGAAGAGAGCAAACUUCAACUCAGAACACUCAAUAGGUAAGGGCAAAAGUAUAGAGUUAUGGCCUGCUGGAGAUAUAGUU